AUGGCCGACCCAACUCUUACCGGAUCAGAUCAAUCUAGACGCUAUUUCGCCUUCCGAGACCUUAUGCUUGGAUUAUACCGGGACCAACUCGCCACCGCCAAACAGCUGUGCAUGGCUGGGGAGCUAAUAUAUGGUGAUGAGUCCUGGUUCAGUCUCUACGGUCUCACCGCCUCCGAGCUGGCGGCACAUGACUUCAAUAUCCUGGGCCGUACAGUAGUUGAAGCGUCUAUAGACGCGCACGUCGAUGCUCUUGCCAUGCAAUUUCAAAACCUCAUGGGAAUGCCGGCAGAGCCUGAACUAGGGCCCGGUAAUAAAGGCCAGGGAGCUAUCUUCGAUCUUUUCUGUGGCUCUGGGAACAUAUCCUAUCAUGUGGGAUGUCGCCUUGGUUGUCCGGUGUUCGCAUCCGAGAUGGACCCCUCUGUAUAUAAGGCCACUCUGCACAACCUCAGUCUCCUCCGAAAGACAUCCAAAUCAACAGUUCCCGUGAAUUUUCAGUUAUUUUUAACAGAUUACCGCAAACUUUUGGCAAAUUUACCCACCGACCCACACCCGAAGGACAUCUACAUCAUCGAACCGCCCUGGGGACCAGCAUUUACAGACGGCGGGCUCGAUUUGACCCAAACAUCUCCUUCUGUAAAGGAUAUUGUUGCCUAUAUCCGUCGGUCUCGCCUCGGUGUGCCGUGCUAUAUCGCCCUCAAGACGACAGACCACAUUUGGCUUUAG
This is a messenger RNA of Aspergillus lentulus, 723 nucleotides long. The record is from RefSeq and is a predicted model, not a curated record. NCBI's taxonomy places the organism in Eukaryota, Fungi, Ascomycota, Eurotiomycetes, Eurotiales, Aspergillaceae.